AUGGCCUCUCAAUUUAAUCGCAUCCUAGCCAUCCUCGGCGUCUCUGCCCUCCUCAUUGUCACCCCUGUUAACGCGAAUGGUUGCUACGGUGGUGGCGAGACCUGGGGCGACGUGGCCGAUAACACAGAUAUUUUCAAUGCAAUGAAUGGUGCGUGUGCUAGUUUCGCCGGAACCUUCAGUUCUGGCCAGACGAAGAGUGUUUGCAGCCAAUUUCCAAAAGGGGACCGUGCCAAUUGGGUUGUGACGAACAACCAAGGGGAUUCCCAGACCUUGCUUGCAUCCGACUGCGUUGCUGCAAUGACCAUUGAGAUCAACGCCUGCUCCCAUGGAAGCGAGCAGCAGCACGGUGACUUUCACUACCAGAACGACCCUAACGCGGGAAAUUGCUAG
Molecule: messenger RNA, 390 nt
Organism: Penicillium robsamsonii
Lineage: Eukaryota; Fungi; Ascomycota; Eurotiomycetes; Eurotiales; Aspergillaceae
Exons: 1
Coding region: 1-390 (129 amino acids)
Source: RefSeq, a predicted model, not a curated record